Daucus carota subsp. sativus is the source of this 765-nucleotide messenger RNA. RefSeq names its product triacylglycerol lipase 2-like. The record is from RefSeq and is a predicted model, not a curated record. The transcript is spliced from 6 exons. The coding region runs from base 1 to 765 and encodes 254 amino acids. NCBI's taxonomy places the organism in Eukaryota, Viridiplantae, Streptophyta, Magnoliopsida, Apiales, Apiaceae.
AUGGGGCAGUAUGAUUUACCAGCUUCACUUAAAUUUGUGUACCAACAGACUGGCCAGAAGGUUCAUUACGUCGGCCACUCCUUAGGAACGACGAUGUUUUUCUCGGCCUUCACGGACUGGAAAGUAGAUGAGUUGGUGAAAUCAGCAACACUUCUAAGCCCUAUCGCUUUUUUGAAACACAUGACUACUCUGGUUGGUAAUAUUGCAGCCCAUGCCUACCUCGGUGAGAUUGUUGGGACAUUUGGGAUACCAUUUCUAGAUCUGAAAAUAGAACCACUAAGCCCCAUUGAGUUCGCCUUCUGUAAUGUACCGGGGGUAGAUUGCUGGACUCUUUCAGCAAUAUUUACAGGUCCUAAUUGCUGUAUGAAUGCCUCAACUGUAAAUCUUUUCUUGCAUAGCAAUCCGCAAGCUACUUCAAUCAAAAACCUUGUGCAUCUGUCCCAAAAUAUCAGAACCGGAGUAUUUUCAAAAUAUGAUUACGGAAAUCCGGCCUCUAAUCUGGAACAUUAUGGAGUUCCCGAAGCACCUGUCUAUGAUUUAGAAAUAAGUAUACCAAAGCAUUUUCCAUUGUUGCUUUGCUAUGGAGGUAAAGAUGCGCUUAGCGAUCCAAAAGAUGUAUAUAGAAUUCUUUCGGAUUUGAGAUCUCAUACAAAUAUACACGAAAUAUACAUAGAUCAUUAUGCUCAUUUAGAUUUCAUCAAUGGAAUUACUGCUAAAGACAUCCUGUUUCCUGAUGUUGUCAAUUUUAUGAAGGAAUACAACUAG